Molecule: messenger RNA, 2292 nt
Organism: Corylus avellana
Lineage: Eukaryota; Viridiplantae; Streptophyta; Magnoliopsida; Fagales; Betulaceae
Product: Protein kinase superfamily protein
Biological process (GO): protein phosphorylation
Molecular function (GO): ATP binding; protein serine/threonine kinase activity
Source: RefSeq, a predicted model, not a curated record
UAUAACAGCUGAGAAAGAGAGAGCGUAAUCUACCUACCUUUCUAUCUAUUUCUUCUUCCUACACGUUUUCUAUGGGGUGAUGAGAAAAUGGUCCAAAUACGCCUCUUCAAAGUCAUGAUGAUUUUGAGGCUUUCACGGAAGGUGGUAUUUGACUUUGAAGCCAAAAGAACGGUUUGUUGCGUUUGGUUGUGAUCAGUAAAUUUUGAUGUCUGGGAGGCCUGUUUGUGGAUGGGAUAUGAUGGGCUUCGACGGAUUUUCGUUCUGAUGGAUGUGAAUUUGGGGUAUGGAGCGAUCUCAUUCAUGAUCGGACUUCAAGGAUUUCAAUGGUUCUUUGAUUUUCAUGAGGGAAAAAUUUGAUUUUUGGUAGUCAACUUGUCAAUGGUAGUUGAUGGGUUUUAGGAAAUUUGGUUUCUGGAGCUUUGAAAUUCAUAUACGAUUGUUUGAGGUACUCCCUCUUGAUUCUAACCCUUCUUUUCAGCUAGAGGAGAAGAAGAAGACUAAAGGAGGCUUGUGGGUCUAACGUCUUUUAGGAUUUCUAGGAAUUACUGUGACAGAAAAAAAAAAUGGCAGAAGAUGCUAAUUCUUGGAUUAGGAGAACAAAGUUUUCUCAUACAGUUUGUCAUCGGUUGGACUCUUCAAUACUGGUCCCUAUUCAAUUUACAUUUGAGCCUGAACGAAAUUCGGGUUUGAAAUCAAGGCCAGCAGCUACUGUGAAAUCGGUUCCAAAUAAUUCGAAGAUUCAGCGGAAUCCUAUUAUAAACAAGCAGAGAUCUUUGUCCCCUUUACCUGAAACUUCGCUCUCUGACGCGUUUAAGGAAGCAAGGUCAGAGCGGAAGAGAUCCAUGACUCCCCUUCCCCGGAGAAGGGAACCGGAAAAGGGAAUCAGGGGAAAGUUCGUGAACAAGGAUUCCCAUGCAGCAUCCAAUUCGAGGUUUCCGUCGAAUUCUAGCCCGCUGAUGCACUUGGCUUCGCUGAAAGUCAAUGAAAAAUCGAAGACCCGAAAGGAGUUAUCAUGGGCCAAGUAUUUUGAUCAUGGUGGAGGAAGGGUUAAUGCUGUGGAGACAGUUGAUGAAUGGUGUGUUGAUCUGUCUAAGCUGUUUCUUGGGCUGAGAUUUGCCCACGGGGCGCAUAGUCGGCUUUACCAUGGUAUAUACAACGAUGAACCUGUUGCUGUCAAGAUUAUUCGGGUGCCUGAUGAUGACGAAUUUGGAACGUUGGCUGCUCGUCUAGAGAAACAAUUCGUUAGAGAAGUCACCCUUCUAUCUCGUCUCCACUAUCAAAAUGUCAUAAAGUUCGUAGCAGCAUGCAGAAAGCCACCAGUUUAUUGUGUCAUCACAGAGUAUCUGUCAGAGGGUUCAUUGAGGGCGUAUUUGCAUAAGCUCGAGCGUAAAUCACUUCCUUUAGAGAAACUAAUUGCAAUUGCACUCGAUAUUGCUCGUGGGAUGGAAUACAUUCAUUCUCAAGGUGUGAUUCAUCGAGAUCUUAAACCCGAAAAUGUCCUUAUCGACCAGGACUUCCACAUGAAGAUUGCUGAUUUUGGUAUAGCUUGUGAGGAGGCAUACUGUGAUUCUUUAGCUGACGACCCCGGGACUUAUCGAUGGAUGGCACCUGAGAUGAUCAAACAUAAAUCUUAUGGGCGAAGAGUUGAUGUGUACAGUUUUGGACUCAUCUUAUGGGAAAUGGUGGCUGGAACAAUCCCAUAUGAGGAUAUGAAUCCCAUACAGGCUGCUUUUGCAGUAGUGAAUAAGAAUUUGAGACCUGCUAUCCCAGGGGACUGUCCGCCUGCCAUGCGAGCUUUGAUUGAGCACUGCUGGUCCUUGCAUCCCGACAAAAGGCCCGAGUUUUGGCAAGUUGUGAAGGUAUUAGAGCAAUUCGAAUCUUCACUUGCCCGUGAUGGAACCCUGAAUCUGGUACAAAAUCCUACUUUCCUAGAUCAUAAGAAAGGGCUUCUUCAUUGGAUCCAAAAGCUUGGUCCCUUGCAUCCUACCAGUUCAUCAACGCCUAAACCUAAAUUCACAUGAAUCUUUCAUAUGACCUGGCUUUUGUAGCUCACCAGGUCCAUUGUAAUUAAAAAAGGUUUGUUUUCUGAGCCUCGUUUAUUGUAUUAUUCUACAUUCAUGUGAGAGUGAAUGAAUAGAUUGGUAGGCAUGCAUUGAGGUGAAAAUCUCUUUUAUCCAUUAUAAAUACAAACAGAUGACAAUUAGUGUACCUGGCCUUCUCUAUAUUGGCUGAAAAGAGUAUGUAUGUUUUGGAAGGCUAUAGAAUCCCAGGUUCACCUGGCUGUAUGCUCAA